CCGACGCGGAGCAGCGGGAGCGGCGGCGGACCGGCGGGCGCGGCAGCGGACCGGCACCGGAGAGGCCAGGCCACGGCCGCUCCGCGCGCCCACGCGGGUCCCCUGGGCGGGAGGGCGGCCGCCGCGAUGCCCUUCCUGCACGGCUUCCGGAGGAUCAUCUUCGAGUACCAGCCGCUGGUGGACGCGAUCCUGGGCUCCCUGGGGGUCCAGGACCCCGAGCGCCAGGAGCCGCUGGAGGGGCCCAGCUAUGUGCCCAGCGAGGAGAGCCGGCUCCUUGUUCUCACCGAGCUUCUGGAGAGAAAGGCCCACUCCCCGUUCUACCAGGAAGGCGUGAGCAAUGCGCUGCUGAAGAUGGCCGAGCUGGGGCUGACCCAGGCGGCUGAUGUUCUCCUGCGAAACGGGGCCAACCUUAACUUUGAAGACCCUGUCACCUAUUACACGGCCCUGCACAUCGCUGUCCUGCGAAACCAGCCUGACAUGGUGGAGCUGCUGGUGCGCCACGGGGCCGACAUUAACCGGAGGGACCGGAUCCACGAGAGCAGCCCCCUGGACCUGGCCAGCGAGGAGCCGGAGCGUCUGCCCUGCCUGCAGCGCCUCCUGGACCUUGGGGCAGACGUCAAUGCAGCCGACAAGCAUGGGAAGACUGCUCUGCUCCACGCUCUGGCCAGCAGCGACGGCGUGCAGAUCCACAACACCGACAACGUCCGGCUGCUGCUGGAGGGAGGGGCAGACGUGAAGGCGACCACCAAAGACGGGGACACCGUGUUCACCUGCAUCAUCUUCCUGCUCGGGGAGACGGUGGGAGGGGACAAAGAGGAGGCCCAGCUGAUCAACCGCUUCUGCUUCCAAGUCACGCAGCUGCUGCUGGCUCACGGGGCCGACCCCAGCGAGUGCCCAGCCCACGAGUCGCUCACGCACACCUGCCUCAAGAGCUUCCAAGUGCACUUCCCUCUCCUGCGCUUCCUGCUCGAGUCCGGAGCCGCCUAUAACUGUUCCCUCCACGGAGCGUCCUGCUGGUCUGGCUUCCACGUGGUCUUCGACAGGCUCUGCUCCCACCCGGGCUGCGCCGAGGACGAGAGCCACGGGGACCUCCUGCGCAAGGCCGAGACCGUCCUGGAUCUCAUGGUGACCAAUUCCCCAAAACUGCAGCUGCCGGAAAACUUCGACAUCCAUCCCGUGGGCAGCCUGGCAGAAAAGAUCCGGGCCCUUCACUCCUCCCUGAGGCAGCUGGAGAGCUACCCCCCGCCCCUCAAGCACCUGUGUCGAGUUCACAUCCGUCGCUACCUUCAGCCGUGGCCCGUGGAUGCGAAGGUCCAGGCCCUGCCUCUGCCCGACAGGCUGAAGUGGUACCUCCUCAGUGAGCACAGCAGCCCCGUGGAGGCUGACAUCUGACCGCUCCAGACCAAAGGGACGGUCUGGGCCCCUCAGCCAGCCCGCUGGUGGACUAAAGUCCCAGCGGCCUUGGGGGAACCUUUGGUCCUGCCCGUGAGAAGGCGCAGGCUGCCUGUCAGAAGGUGCAGGCUGGUACAGGAGAGCCGGCAGCUGCGGUCAUUGCUGUGGGAAAGGCUGUGUCUUCAGGGAGACGGCCCCCAUCCCUUUGACAGUGAUCCAGUUCUCAACCCCCAUGGGAGAAAAUGACAGGGCUUUGAUUUGGGACAGACGUGAAAGGACUGGUGGGCAUUCCUGAGCACAGACUCCUGUGAGCUGCAUGGACAGAGCUGAAGCCAGAAGGAACUGGGUGGGCCUUUGUGGGUGCGGCCCAGGCAAGGCCCUUUACUCCACAGAAGGGCUUUGGUGGGCAGGGAGAGCAGAGCUGCUUCCUCCUGGUGUCGUUGCCCCGCCCACCGGGGCACAGGGCUGUGCCAAACUCAGGUCUUGGGGACCAUGCCUUCUGCUAAAAAGCAAUCAUGCAUGACCAGGGACAUUCCAAAAUGUCUCACCUGAGGACGAAAGCUACCAGGACUGAAGGCUGACUCCUGCCCGGUGCUGAGCCUCACAGAGCUGUCACGAUGGUCCUUGUGAAUUGUGUAAAUGCCUCAGAUAUAAGCUAAGGCAACUAAAAGCAUAUUUAUAUUACCCAAUUAGACUGACUUCUCUGGUCUUAAAAGGCCCUUGAUAACAUUUCUGCCCCCCCAUUUCAGGAUGACGGGCCUCACAGCGUCCUGGAAGAGGGGAUCAGCACGAGCAGACACUGCAUUAGGGCUUAAGUAACACUUGUCCCAUAACAAAAGCACCAUCUAGACCGUGGGGCCUUCCAACAUAGGGAUUCACCCUUUUUAUUUCUGACUGGAAACAUCCGCCAAGGAGGAACCACAAGGCACGGCCAAAAGUGAGCCGUGGGCCUCUGCCGGCUGCAGGCUGCUAUGACCUCCACGUUAGGGACACCAGGGCCCAUCACCAGAGGACUUGGAACAGGAACCUGCCACCAGCUGUGAUACAGCGGCCGCGCCUCUCCCCAGAGGUCGUGUCCUCAGCCGGGGUCAGGGUUCUCUUCCUCUUAAGGCCGCCAGGCCUGUGGCUGGUGGUGGAGACCAGGAGUCUCCGCUCUGAUGGGUCGCCACACCCCACAGACCCGCACUGCCCAGGCCCCCCCGGGGGCAGCGGAGCCAGGCGCCUGCCUCUGCCCAUUGGAUGGCACUCCUCCCGGUGGGUCCUGUGGUUAAAAAGCCUGUGUGGCCAGUGGAUGGCAGGCAGGUGCAUUUACUGGCCUCACUCAGCUCCUGCGAACCGUCGGCGUGAGCCUCUGAUGGCACCUGGCUGCCAGCUGUCCGCCCCCGCCGGCCCCUCUUGCCCUGCGGCCCCGCUCAUCUCAGGGCCAAGCUGUAGACGUGGUAGAUCUCGUCGGGGAGGUUCUCCUGCCGCUCCUGGGCGAGGAGGCUGAGGCCGGCGCUGCGGACGAUGCCGUGGACCACCUCGAGGUCCCGGCACACGCUGCUGUCCACAUCGUCCAGGAUCACGCCCUCCUGGGCCAUGUUGUCUUUGAUGACGAUGAUGCCGUUGGGGCGCAGGCCCUGCUGGCAGCGCCGCAGGAACUCGGCCAGGUGCUGAUCGGUCAGGUGGCCUGGAAGGCAGAGGCGUGGGAACAGGAUGGGGCAGGCACACGCGCCACUGGCUGCUCCUCAGCCACCGCUCAUUCCACUUUGCACUUUACGAUCGACACACAGGGCCAACUGCCCUCAACAGUCCAGGGGGUCGCUGAAGCCCAUUUUGUGAAAGAGGAGACUGGGUCGAAGUCACCGAGCCACAGGCAGCCAUGAAGCGUGCAGCUGGGAUUCCACCCUGACCAGUGGCUUCAGGCCCUGCCUGACACCUCACUCCGCAUGCCACCCACCCUCCUAGGCCGGGACCAGGGCGGUGUACCCAGCAGUUCCUUCCCUCCGUUAGAACUCCAGACAGGCUUUUUGGGACCACAGAAUACAGGGCCAAGAUGCAGUAGGCCCCACAGGGUGGUGCUGCCUGCCUGGGAGGGUGGCUGACCGCUGGCACAGGACAUGAUGGCAAAGCCGGCUCACUGCCAAUAGCAGGGACAGCCAAAGCUUCAACCUUCCUCUUAAAAAAAACCCCUUUUAUAAAAUCUGUCCAUGUUCUUUCUAAGUUAGUUAAUUGGACAUUUAAAUUUUUUCAACAAAAAACUGCCUCCCCAAUGGGUCACAGCAGGUGCUGAGUUAAUAAAACCUGGGGAGAGAUGUACCUUUAAGGUAGCGUGCCCCACGGUCCUGGGGCAGGGAGGCUGGAGGAACCCCCGCUGCCCGCCUGGUGCUGCAGGAGCAGCAGCUCCAGGCCAUGGGGACUCGAGUCUGGGAAGCGGGACGCGCAGGACAGAGAAGACGGCAGCAGGAGGCUCACCUAUCACCCACUGGAUCCAGAUGACGUCGUAGGAGUUGGGCUCCGGGCUGAAGUCCUGGAGGCCACAGCAGAAGUAGUUCCUCACCCUCUUGCCCUCCUCACCCAGGUAGGUCUUCGCUUUCGCCAGAAAGUCCUCCGUCACGUCCACCAUGUCCACCGCCCGGAAGAGCGGCAGGAGCAGCCGCUUGGUGAUCCUGCCAAUGCCGGCGCCGCAGUCCAGGGCGCAGGAGGUCCCCGUCGGGUUGGGGCCUUCCUAAAACAGGACAGGCGUCAGGAAGGCUCGGAAAGCCAGAGGGACCCCGUCACUGCCCAGGGCCAUGCCUCACAGCCCCUGAGGGACUCAUCGAGCCUGGACAGUGGGUGUGAGCAUGACAUUUUCCUGGGUCACAUUUCUAAAAUGAAAGCCAGCUUCCACUUGGAGGUGCUGAAUUGAAUAGGCGCCUUCAUUUCACUCCUGAGACCCCGUUAAAACGACAGCAGGAGCAGGAAGAAUUCAGUCCGUGAGAGACCAGAAGAGGCCAGUCGAUGGCACGGGACUGGAACAAACCUGGGGCGAUGGCAGGUGGUGGAGAGACAGCCAGAGCGGCCUCUGCUGCUCGCUGACAGACAAGAGGGGCAGGGCCAGGAGGCUCCCGCCGGGGCAGGAGAGGCCUGGGCAGGAGUGACCAGGAGCUUGCCUUCUGCAGAACAGCCAACACCCACAGCCCAAAUGCCCACAGACGUGGCCAGAGAGCCAAGGUUUCGUCCCUAGGGAGAUGGGACAAUUUAAAGGGAGACUACUCAGUUCUGGGACAGGGAACCCCCAGCAUAACAGCCAGCGCCUGCCGGGUCACCUCGAGGCCCAGUCCACAGCUGCCCGCUGUCCUUCGGGCCUGGGCGGUAGACGGACACCGCAGGCCCUGCAGUGGCAGAGUCGGAGGGGCGCCAGCACAUGCUCCGGAGCACCCCAGACCCGCCUACCCUCAGAAACCUCUGCAGGAACUUCCGGGAGCUGUUGAUGUCGAUGCUGGAGAUGUGGCCGUACCCCCCAAGCAUGCCGUCCACCGUCGGGGGGACGUCCUUCCAGUACGCCUUGGCCUUGGAGUAGAAUUGCUUCUCGUCUUCUAUCACCUUGCUCGCCAUGCUGUCUCCCACUGCGUCGGCUGCAGCUCCGCAGUGGCGCCUCCUGCAGGAAAAUGGAGUGCAUCAGCCAGGCCGAGGGCCGUCUCACGUGCUGGGCUGGUCAGUCCUGCCUGACGCAGGGGAAUGUCCGUGUCCCCGACCUGCUGCUGCCCCUCGGACGACAGUGCCUUAUGUCUCUUGCAUGCAGGUCACUUUACAAAGCGAACUUCACGUCAGAGGAGACCAGAGUCCUGGCUUCUAGUGCUUUCCUCACCCUCCCUGACACCUGGCUCCAUGGCUUCUGACCCCAGCAGACAGAGAAUCUGAGCUAAGAGAAAGGCGUGUGUGCCCUGGCCAGUGUUGCUAAUGGUUAGAGCACCGGCCCUCGCAAUGGAAGGUGGCGGGUUUGAUUCCCCAUCAAGGGCACAUAGCUGGGUUGCAGAUUCGCUCCCAGCCUGUUAGGGUGCAUGCCGGAGGCAAAUGCAACCAGUCAAUGUGUCUCUCUCACAUCGAUGUUUCUCUCUUCCCCCCUCCCUCCCUCCCACUCUCUCUGAAAAGCAAUAGAAAAAGAUAUCCUUCGGUGAAGCAAGGAGCUCAAGCCUGCUACAGUGUACGCUGCGGGGGGCGGGGGUGCUGGACAGUCCCCAUGACCCCCUCUCUCUCGCUGGUCAGCACAGAAGCAAGCUCACUUCCAGGUCCAGUCCCUCAUCAACAACCAGGCAUCGUGCUGUGAACGGGGAGACAGAAGACAGCUUGACUCCAUCACCACUAAGGGCUGGGAAGUACAGGGCAUAGAAGGGCACAACCUAGAGCAGUGGUUCUCAACCUUCCUAAUGCCGUGACCCUUUAAUACAGUUCCUCAUGUUGUGGUGACCCCCAAUUUCAUUGUUACAAAUUGAACAUCAUUAAAGCAUAGUGAUUGAUCACAAAAACAAUAUGUAAUUAUGUGUUUUCCGAUGGUCUUAGGCGACCCCUGUGAAAGGGUCGUUCGACCCCCAAAGGGGUCGCGACCCACAGGUUGAGAACCGCUGCCCUAGAGGGACCUAACUCUGCUCUGGGGUCACGGAAGGCUCUGGGGAAGCGACCUCAGCUAAGACACGGCACCAGGAAGAGUUCCCUAAGCACCCGGGGCAAGGAGACUGCUCCAGGAAGAAGAGCGGGCACAGAGCCCUCGCAACUGGCAACUCAGUGUCCUACGGGUCACAUUUGGCGGUUUAGAUUUCACCCUGAAGAGCAAUGACCUUGAACUCGCCAGGGCUAAGCAGGGAGUGACAUGAGAAAAUGGCUCUGGAGACUUGGCAGCUGUGUGAACUGCAGGGGCGAGAGCAAAGCAGACAGCGACAGUGUCACCACUGACGGGAGCAUGACCAGGCGGACGAAGGGCCACAAAGCAGCAGCGGGGCCCCGGCAGCAGAGCGCAGGCCCACACUCAGCCAGCGGCCACCUUGUGCCCAGGAGGGACCUCAGGGUCUCAUCCCCACCCUGAGGCCCUGGCCCUCGUCAACACGUGUCCACCCUGGCAGGUGUUCUGGUCGCUGAGGCUCGUCAACAUGAAGCCUGACCCCCAGAGAGCUGGCAGCCCAGCAGGAGACGGGGCAAAAUGAAACCCACACAGGGAGGGACCACCAGGACUCUCAUGGAGCCAGAAAGUGCCGUGGAUCUCAAGGCUGGAGGACUCCUUUCUGAAUGGCGGCCAGGAGGUGACACGCAAGCGUACCACUGCGAUGCUCUGGCAUCCCGCGUGGCAUUCAGCAAAACACACACUUCCCGGUAAAUGAGCAAAAUAAAUCGGAGACCGAA
Myotis myotis is the source of this 6747-nucleotide messenger RNA. It is a transcript of the gene ASB6, whose product is annotated as ankyrin repeat and SOCS box containing 6. The coding region runs from base 127 to 1392 and encodes 421 amino acids. The transcript has 6 exons. NCBI's taxonomy places the organism in Eukaryota, Metazoa, Chordata, Mammalia, Chiroptera, Vespertilionidae. Gene Ontology annotation, molecular function: protein binding. Gene Ontology annotation, cellular component: BRCA1-BARD1 complex. Gene Ontology annotation, biological process: protein ubiquitination; intracellular signal transduction. The record is from RefSeq and is a predicted model, not a curated record.